AUGCUUGACAUUCGUUUCGUCAUCACUUUCGCUGCAGGUAUUCUGCUCCAUACUACAGUCUUCUCCAGACAUUUCGAAUGGGAUCGACACGCACCCAACAUCUUGACGUUCGCCUGUGCUACUUUCACAACUACGUUGGUAAUAAUCGCCAUCAGUGGGGAUGUCUCCAUCAAAUUGUCGGUCGCAUUUACCAGCGCGGUCGCUGCAUGCUUUCUCGGUGGCUUCCUCUGUUCUAUGAUCAUCUAUCGAUUGUUCUUACAUCCUGUCAAAUCAUUCCCUGGACCAACAGCUGCUCGCGUAACUAGUCUCUGGGUCAUCAAGCAAAACGUACCAGACCUGAAAUUGUACAUCAAGCUACGCAGUCUCCAUGACCAAUACGGAGACUUCGUGCGGAUACGACCACGCGAACUCUCAAUCUGCCAUCCCGAUGCCAUAAAGGACGUUCAUGGCCCCAGAAACAACAUCAAGAAAGGCGAAUUUUACGAUCAAACUUACCCAUCCCACACCUUGCAAUUCAUUCGAAACCCAGAUCUUCACAAACAGCAACGUCGGUAUUGGGACAAGGCUUUCCAUAGCACCGGCUAUACGCCACGUCUCACGAGGCACUAUCGCCUCAUGGUCGAUAUGCUUUCUCGUCAUGCGGCUUUCGGCACGCCGAUAGAUGCUAGUGGUGCUUUCUUAGACCUCUUCUUCGACGUCAUAUCAGAUCUAACGUUUGGUAAAUCGUUUGAGACGCAAACUAGGAAUCAGCGAGGCCCGAUCGUGACAGGAUUCCUCAGGAAGCAAAAAGCGGUUGGUUUCGCAUUGCUCAGUAUGCCACUGCUUCAUAUCGCCAGGAACCUACGCAUUUCACUGAAAAAGCAGAAGUCUUGGGAAGGCUGGUACGAUGAAGCUUUGCAAGCGCGCAGCAAGAUGCAUAUCCAUGAGCCGGACAUAUACACAUACUUAUCGCAAUCCGAUGGAUUUAAGAAUAACACGUUGAGUGAGGCGAAGUUGGCCAUCGUUGCUGGUGCUGAUACGAACGCCAUCACAAUGUCCAAUGUUUGCUAUCUGCUGUGUCAGCACCCUGGAUAUCAAGCAGAGCUUUACAAGGAGUUGUCAAAUUUGCGGAGCUUAGACGGAGUCAUCGAUGACCGCGACCUGUUAAACAAGCCUUAUCUGACUGGCAUUAUCAACGAAUCGUUGAGGUUGCAUCCGCCUGUACCCUCUGGCCUUCAGCGAGUGACGCCUGCAGAAGGUGCGAUUAUCGCAGGUCGUUACAUACCAGGCCACAUGAACGUAACGACACCAACGUACGCUCUGCAUCGAGAUCCACGCGCGUUUGUCCAGCCCAACGACUUUAUACCCGAACGCUGGUCCUCUCAGCCUAACCUCAUCCUUCGUAGAGACGCGUUCGUGCCCUUUGGAUUUGGAGGAUACAACUGCGCAGGGAAGCCAUUGGCCAUGAUGCAGCUUCGUAUGGUCGUUGCCAUGAUCUUUAGAAGAUUCACGGUGUCGUCCGCAACUAAUAAGGAGGGCUCAUGCCAGUACUUCAUUGACCAUCAAGCCGACUGUUUCACGCUACACCUCGAACCGCUUCCUCUACUUUUCAGAGAAAGACAUGCCAUCUCAAAGGUACAGAAUCAGCCCAGCCCAUAA
Molecule: messenger RNA, 1638 nt
Organism: Alternaria postmessia
Lineage: Eukaryota; Fungi; Ascomycota; Dothideomycetes; Pleosporales; Pleosporaceae
Exons: 5
Coding region: 1-1638 (545 amino acids)
Molecular function (GO): monooxygenase activity; oxidoreductase activity, acting on paired donors, with incorporation or reduction of molecular oxygen; heme binding
Source: RefSeq, a predicted model, not a curated record